Molecule: messenger RNA, 1720 nt
Organism: Cynara cardunculus var. scolymus (artichoke)
Lineage: Eukaryota; Viridiplantae; Streptophyta; Magnoliopsida; Asterales; Asteraceae
Product: probable polygalacturonase
Exons: 6
Coding region: 255-1604 (449 amino acids)
Biological process (GO): carbohydrate metabolic process
Molecular function (GO): polygalacturonase activity
Source: RefSeq, a predicted model, not a curated record
GUGACAGAACAUUUUGUCUCGUGUCGGUCACUGUAUUACGCUCUCCACUCCAAAAAACAAUAGCAGGAGGGGGGUAAAGAUUGAAGAAUACUUGCAAUUGCACACAACACAAAUCAGCUGAUUGUUACUGCUUGGUAGCGCCACCGCGCCACCGCACCGCCGCCGUAUUUCGCCAUCUCAGCUCCGGAAGAGAAAUCAAUUGAAACAGUCGAUAAGCUCCAAAUCUCUGCAGUUUUUUGAGCUUGUAACACGAAAUGAAGCAUGGAGGAGUUCCGAAUGCAGUUACUUCUUUCGUGGCAGUAUUAGUGUUUCUGCAGUGCUCCUGCUUGUCAGCCGAAGUGGUUACGUGUUCUGGAAUAGUGCCGAUGGUAUACCGGAACGAUAAGAUAUCAAUAACUGAUUUUGGCGGUGUCGGAGAUGGGAGAACGUCAAAUACGAAAGCUUUCAGGGAGGCGAUUUACCGGAUUGACCAUUUGAGGAGGAGAGGAGGGACGCUUCUUUACAUACCUCCUGGUGUUUAUCUAACAGAGAGCUUCAACCUUACUAGUCGAAUGACUCUGUAUCUAGCCAGAGGUGCUGUUAUCAAAGCUACACAGGACACAGCAAACUGGCCUCUGGUUGCUCCUUUGCCUUCUUAUGGAAGAGGGAGAGAACGUCCAGGAGGAAGGUACAUGAGCUUCAUCCAUGGAGAUGGUCUCCAUGAUGUGAUUAUUACCGGCGAGAAUGGGACUAUCGAUGGCCAAGGCGACGUUUGGUGGAACAUGUGGAGACGGAGAACCUUGCAGUUUACUCGACCAAAUCUUGUGGAGUUCAAGGAUUCUAGAGGCAUCAUCAUUUCUAAUGUCAUCUUCAAGAAUUCACCUUUCUGGAACAUUCACCCUGUAUACUGCAGCAAUGUUGUCAUUCGGUAUGUCACGAUAUUGGCUCCAGCUGACUCUCCCAACACUGAUGGAAUUGAUCCAGAUUCAAGCUCCCAUGUUUGCAUAGAAGACUCCUAUAUUUCUACUGGAGACGACCUCGUGGCCGUAAAGAGCGGAUGGGAUGAAUAUGGAAUUGCUUACGGUCGUCCUAGCAACGACAUAACCAUCCGACGAAUCACCGGAUCCUCUCCGUUUGCCGGUAUCGCAGUCGGAAGCGAAACUUCCGGAGGGGUAACAAACGUAUUAGCAGAGCACAUAACCCUUUACAACAGCGGAAUUGGAAUCCAUUUAAAGACAAACAUCGGUAGGGGAGGGAUCAUAAGGAACAUUACCGUUUCCGAUGUUUUCAUGGAAAACAUGCGUAAAGGAAUCAAGAUUGCCGGAGACGUAGGCGACCAUCCUGACGAAAACUACAACCCAAAUGCUCUACCAGUUAUGAAACACAUUAGGAUUAAGAAUGUAUGGGGUGAAAAGGUCCUGCAGGCUGGUGUCAUCCAGGGUCUAAAGAACUCUCCCUUCACCGACAUUUGUUUGGCUAACAUCAACCUCCGUGGGUCAAGUGGUCCGAGAAAUGUUCCAUGGAAGUGUUCUGAUGUGAGUGGUGGUGCUAGUCAAGUUAGCCCAUCACCCUGUGCAGAGCUCAUCAGCAGGAGUCAAACGGGUGCGUGUUCCAUUCCUUUCUAAAUGUGUUUAUGAUCACUUAAACCCUGUGUAACUAACAUUGUAAUAUUUAAUUGAUUCCUUUUUGCAAACACUUUUUCGCAAGAUGGGUAUUUAUGAAAACAAGUGAUUUGAUUUUG